CAUCCUUAAAUUCUACCUACACUUAGUUAGAAUGGGUGUUCCUGCAUUAUUCCGAUGGUUAUCGAGAAAGUAUCCCAAAAUCAUUUCUCCUGUAAUAGAAGAAGAUGUUGAAGAAGAAAUUGGUGGAGCUAAAUAUUCUGAUCGGAACCCCAACGGAGAAACCGAUAAUUUAUAUCUUGAUAUGAAUGGGAUUGUACAUCCAUGUUCUCAUCCUGAACAUAAGCCAGCUCCAAGUACUGAAGAUGAAAUGUUCUUAGACGUUUUCACUUAUACAGAUCGAGUACUUAUGAUGGCUAGACCAAGAAAAGUAUUAAUGAUAGCGGUAGAUGGAGUAGCUCCAAGAGCUAAGAUGAAUCAACAGAGAGCUAGAAGAUUUCGAUCAGCUCAAGAUGCUAAGAUUGCUGAAGAAGAGAAGGCUCGAGAUAUUAAAGAGCGAGAAUUACGAGGAGAAAUAAUUGAUAAAUCUAUUAAGGAGAAGAAAUCUUGGGAUUCUAAUGCCAUUACUCCUGGUACUCCAUUCAUGAAUGGAUUGGCAGAAGCUUUAAGAUAUUGGGUGGCUUAUAAGUUAGCUAGUGAUCCAGCUUGGGCUGAUUUACAAGUAAUCAUUAGUGAUGCAACUGUCCCUGGUGAAGGAGAACAUAAGCUUAUGAAUUUUAUAAGAUCUCAACGUCUGGACCCUCAAUAUGAUCCAAAUACUAGACAUUGUAUUUAUGGAUUAGAUGCCGAUUUAAUCUUCUUGGGUUUGGCCACACAUGAGCCUCACUUCCGAGUCUUGAGAGAAGAUGUGUUUGCUAAUCAAGAUAAAAGAAUGACUGUAUCAGAUCAAAUAGGUCUUACAUCAGAACAAGAAGCUGCCAUUGCUGAAAGAGAUAAACGGAAACCAUUCUUAUGGCUUCAUAUUAAUGUAUUACGAGAAUAUUUGGCGAUUGAAUUAUAUAAUCCUCAAUUAAUGUUCCCAUUUGAUUUAGAAAGAGCCAUUGAUGAUUGGAUUUUCAUGUGUUUCUUUGUUGGUAAUGAUUUCUUACCUCAUAUGCCAAGUUUAGAUGUUAGAGAUAAUGGGAUUGAUAUUCUUGUCACCUGUUGGAAACGUUUAUUACCUCAUUUAAAGGAUUAUUUAACUUGUGAUGGUAAUUUAAAUUUGGAUUCAGUAGAAAAGUUAAUGGCAUCAUUAGCCAAUCAAGAAGAUGAUAUUUUUAGAAAGAGAAGAGAGAAUGAAAGAAGAAGAGAAGAAAAUCAUAAACGGAGAAAGCUUAUGCAAGAAGAAGAAAAGAAGAUGAAGAGUAUUUAUUCAUCUCAAGUAUCAAAGGGUCAUGAUAAAGCUCCAUUAUUGGCUGAUAUUAAUAUGCCAUUAAUGACUACUACUGGACAACUUGUUGAAGGGUAUGCACAAUUAUCUAAUAAAGAUAUUGUUCAUAAUCGAGACAUUAUAACCAAAGCCAAUAUGUCUAAUGCCGAUGCAGCAUCUGCUUUAAAGAAAUUAUUAGAUGCUAGAAAAUCUAAUGGUGGAAGUGGAAGUGGAAUUAGUGCAGUAGAAGCCAUCAAGCAAGCCGAAGCCGAAAUCGAAGUAGAAGAAGAAGAUAAUACUAAAAAGAGACGUUUAGAUGAUGAUAAUAAAUCUAAUACUAAUGCUAAUACUAAUGAACCAGAAGAUGAUGUAGCCCCAGGAGAUGUCAAAUUAUGGGAACCAGGUUAUAGAAAGAGAUACUAUCAAACCAAAUUCCAUGCCCAAUCAGAUGAAGAGAUUGAACAAGUGAGACGCAAUGUGGUUCGAUCAUAUCUUGAAGGUAUAUCAUGGGUUUUACUUUAUUAUUAUCAAGGAUGUCCGUCAUGGCAAUGGUAUUAUCCUUAUCAUUAUGCGCCAUUUGCAGCAGAUAUAUGUAAUGUUCAUGAUAUUAUUGGAGAAGAAGGAAUUAAGUUUCAAUUAGGAACUCCCUUCCGACCAUUUGAACAAUUAAUGUCAGUAUUACCGGCAGCAUCAGGUCAUACAUUACCAGAAGUAUUUCGAGAUUUAAUGAGUAAUCCUAAUAGUGAAAUCAUUGAUUUUUAUCCAGAAGAAUUUAAAAUUGAUAUGAAUGGACAAAAGAUGAGUUGGCAGGGGAUUCCUCUUUUACCAUUUAUUGAUGAAACUCGAUUACUUAAGGCUGUACAUUCAGUAUAUCCACUUUUAACAGAAGAUGAAACUGAUCGAAACACUAAUAAACAUGAUGUAUUAUUUAUAUCCAGUCAUAAUAAGAAUUAUAAACGAUUUAUUGAUAAUUUAUAUAGUAAUGAAGAUGGAACUAUACAAUUCCAUAAUGCAAAAAGUGGUCUUGGAGGUAUUGCCAGUAAAUUUAACAAACAUACCCUUGAAGGUCAAAUGAAAUUCCCCUUGGGACAAGGUGCUUUACCAGAUAUUUCUAAUAGUGAAUAUCUUCAAGUUAUUUAUCAUAUGCCUCCUAAAAAGCCGGGGAAAUCAAUGUUAUUGAAUGGUUAUAUCUCACAUCUCAAAGUGUUAACUGAAGAUGAUAAGAAUUCCAUGCUUUAUGGUCAAAGGGGUGGAUAUGGACGAUUCAAUAGUCCUCAAGAUAAUAGUGGUUAUGUCAAUGAAGGACCUUCUGGUAAGCAAUUAUACCUUGCGUAUAAUAUGCGGAGAGGAGGAUUCAGAUCAUUUAUUGAACAUAUGAAGAAUAAGACCAGCUAUUAUGAGCAAAGUUCAUCGGCGUACCGAACCAAUGCCAACUACAGAGGGAACUAUAGAGGUAACUAUAACAAUGGUAAUAACGGUAAUUAUAAUAAUGGUAAUAACUAUAACAAUAACUAUAAUGGCAAUGGUAAUGGUAACUAUGGUAACAAUAACUACGGUAACAAUAACUACGGUAACAAUAACUACGGUAACAAUAAUAACUACAGUAAUAACUACAGCAAUAACUAUAGCAACAACAGAUAUCCUAACCAAAACAGACAACACUCUAAUGGAAACCCAUCCAAUGAGUCUAGUCGGACUGGCUACUUACCCCCUCCUGGCAGAGGUGGUAGAAAUGGAUAUAGAAGAUAG
Molecule: messenger RNA, 3034 nt
Organism: Scheffersomyces amazonensis
Lineage: Eukaryota; Fungi; Ascomycota; Pichiomycetes; Serinales; Debaryomycetaceae
Gene: RAT1
Product: ssRNA exonuclease
Exons: 2
Coding region: 32-3034 (1000 amino acids)
Biological process (GO): nucleobase-containing compound metabolic process
Cellular component (GO): nucleus
Molecular function (GO): nucleic acid binding; 5'-3' RNA exonuclease activity
Source: RefSeq, a predicted model, not a curated record